UCCAAUCCAGACGUCUUUUUCCACCAAGUAUUUCUGUCAUUUAAUAUUUUACAUAUUUCAUGUACAAUUGCAGUUAUGUGGUAAUUUUAAAUUUAUUUUUUCGAUAAAACAUGACCUUAUCGUGUUACAAUACAGUGUGUGAGUCUAAAUAUCAAAUUGCUGCGUAAACAGAUAUACACAAAACAAUGGAUUCAAAAAAUCAUUUAAGCCGGUUAAAUAAGUGAAAAUGCAUAUAAACGUUUAGUAUGGAUACAUUGCACGUUGGACAUGGACACAGUAAGGGAUCCAGUAGGAGCCAGUCUCCGUCCACAGUGGAUCUGGCCAGAGAUCCCGCCUUGACUGACGAUGCUUUGAUACGAUCGAGGGUCCAGUCGCCGUCCACGGUCCAUCAUGUCAGUGAUUCAUCGUCCCGUCACGGAGAGCCUCGUUCACAUCACGUAAAGUCGCAUUCUAGGGAUCUCGGUACCAGCCCCCUGUCCGCAAACACAACCGGAAACACGUCACGAGAAUUAGAAGAUUCGCCGCAAAAGAAGAAUAUAUCGAAUAUAAUCCCCGGAGACUAUGUCACCGCCGUGUACAGCCCUAAUGUGUCAUAUGCCCUUUCCUCUGAUGAAUAUGGCUCACCGGCUUACAGGGGUCAAGAUGGGGAUUAUUUAACACAAGGAUCGGAAGAAAAUGAAGGCAAUGUGGCGUCUUCGAAGGCAUUGGCUGCCAUUGCGCAUCUCAACAGUAAGAUCGAGAGAACGAAGGAUCUUAUACGGCUAGAACAGACUAUAAGAGAUGAUAAUGUAAACGAGUACCUGAAGUUAGCAGCGAAUGCAGAUAAGCAACAGUUGCAGCGAAUCAAGGCUGUGUUUGAGAAGAAAAACCAGAAAAGCGCCCUCUGUAUUGUGCAAUUGCAAAAGAAACUCGAGGGAUAUAACAAACGUAUUAAAAACUGGGAGCAACAUGGUACAAGUGGACAAUCACAUAGACAACCACGGGAAGUUUUACGGGAUAUGGGACAAGGGCUUAAAAAUGUGGGCGGUAAUAUACGAGACGGAAUCACUGGCUUGGGCGGAAGCGUAAUGGCGGCGCCGCGGGAAUUCGCUCACCUCUUCUCACGCUCCAACCGCUUCGGAUCCGCUGAUAACAUCGCGCAUCUGGCCGAAAACACGGGUCCCUCGCCCCAGCACACGGAAUUACGAGCGAACGCGUCUUCGGAAGGCUCACGCACAUCGGAAGCGGGCGAGAACGCACCCCGAGGGUCUACCCUGCCCCGCGCUGCCACCUCCCCGGCGCCCAAGUACUCACCUGAUGCCUCACCUAGUUCAUCAGUUACUAGUGAGGGAGCACCAUAUCCAACGCAAGCGGGUUCAAACAACAUGUCGGAAGCAACAUUUAGCCUUAAGCCAAUACUCAAUGAACUGCGCGAGCGCAGGGAAGACUACCAGAGAUUAGCUGAGAAAAUAGAUGCAUUAAAGAACUUAACGCAAGAAGUAUCAUUUCUUUCGGCCGCGCUGCAAGAAGAACGGUUUAAGACAGAGAGGCUUGAAGAACAAAUCAACGACUUAACUGAAUUGCACCAAAAUGAGGUUGAAAAUUUAAAACAAGCACUGACGGAUGUAGAGGAAAAAGUGCAGUAUCAGAGUGAAGAGCGAAUACGGGAUAUACACGAAGCAUUAGACCUCUGUCAAACUAAGAUCAGCAAGCUGGAGCAAUGGAUGGCGGGUGGGGGCGCGGGGGGCGUAGGAAGCGGGGGUGGUGAGGCGGGAGGAGCGGCGUUGCCUCCUCGGGUGGUCGUGGUAAAGCUGCUCAACGUGGCGCUCACACUGUUGCAGUUGGCUCUGUUGCUGGUAGCCACGGUCGCGGGCGUAGCUAUGCCCUUCUUGAGGACCAGGGUCCGAGUCCUAACGACAAGUCUCGUAGUGAUGGUAGGCGUUAUGGUCCUAAAGCAAUGGCCGGAAGUGACGCAACUUUCAGAACACCUCGUGCGGCGUCUCAAAGAGUAUCUACUUGACAAACAUCACGACAGGUAUGAAUGUCGGUCGUUGUGUGGUUGAUUUUUCGGCGUUAUUGCAAUUCUGUCUGGACUGUUCAGCGUGGAUUUAAGAUUUGCUGUAUUUGUGAUUGAAUUGCAAAUAAACCGUUGUUUAUAUUGAUGGAAAUACUUUAAUCCAACAUUAGGGACUAUGUGAUAUUUUGUGGAUGGAGUUCUGAGGGAGUUUUGUACGUGGAGUGGACAAAUUUGAUGGUGAUUGUAAACGCUAAUUGAGACGCAAUUUCAUUAUUUGUUUAAGAUCUUGGAAUGUUCUCUAAUCGUUCUGUUCUCGAGCACAGGUCUUUUGUAUUGUUAUUGGCGAUAACGGCUCAAGUAGUUAUCACAUUCAUUAAAUUUGUUCAAGUUAUUUCCUUAGAAUUUUCUUUGAUGGGUUAUUAUCUGAAAUGUUUGCUACUUGUGAUUUCUUACAAAAGCUUUACUUAUCGAACGAAAAUUAUUUAUUGGAAUUAAGUUGCGUAAAUUAGUACAAUUAAAGUCGGCUCGUGCUGAAAUUCUGUAUAUAUUUCCCAAUGUUCCCCAAGUUAUUUCAGUGCGAAGUCGAUUAUAAAUUUAUAUUAAUGUUGAUAUGGUAUACCCAUUGGAUUUAUAUUUGAAUAUUUAAUCAGAGAUUUCAAGUAUAGAUGAGGUGAUUAAGCAAAUGAAUGAGAGCGGGAUGCGACAUUUGUUCAUCGCACUCACGCACUGCAUAGUUUUUUUUUAUAGGACAGCCUUGCGUUUGCUACGCACAGAACUUUGUUCAAAUGUUCAGUGUAUCAACAAAUAGAAAAUAUGAAAAGUACAUCUAUAAUUAAAAUCUCUGUAUUAAGCCAGUAUCUUGAAUUAUAAUUUUGGCGGAUAUGUCGAUACUUUAUUUGAAAAGUUGAAGUUGUAUUAAGCAAUAAUUAGUUUAAAUUAAUUCACGAACUAGGUCAAAAUUGUAUAUUUAUCGUAAUAUAAUUAAUAAACAUUCCAAAUUACCGAUUGACGUAGAAUAUAAACGUUUAAAAGGGGGAAUAAUUUUGUAAAUUAUGUAUAUAUUUUCACGGAUGGUUAUUUUUGUAUCGUUAAUGCGUUUAUUUCUACAUUUGUUUGGUAACUUGGUGCAUACGACACUGAUUCCAAUAUUUUACGGAUACGGAUGUGAGAUCUGGUAACAUAUGGGAACCGGGUUGUAAUUUAUUGUUGCUAGAUUGGGUAUGGAAUGUAAUUUUAAUAAUUUGAGCUCUCAAUUAUUAAUGUAUGUACAAUUGACCAGUUUUUGUUUAUGCCUAUGGAUGGAAUUAAAUCAUCACAAUUUUA
This is a messenger RNA of Pieris brassicae (large cabbage white), 3319 nucleotides long. It is a transcript of the gene Dmtn, whose product is annotated as transmembrane and coiled-coil domains protein 2. The record is from RefSeq and is a predicted model, not a curated record. Gene Ontology annotation, cellular component: endomembrane system. NCBI's taxonomy places the organism in Eukaryota, Metazoa, Arthropoda, Insecta, Lepidoptera, Pieridae. The transcript has 18 exons. Bases 246 to 2042 code for a protein of 598 amino acids.